Podarcis muralis (Common wall lizard) is the source of this 1979-nucleotide messenger RNA. It is a transcript of the gene WNT10B, whose product is annotated as Wnt family member 10B. Gene Ontology annotation, biological process: multicellular organism development; neuron differentiation; canonical Wnt signaling pathway. The record is from RefSeq and is a predicted model, not a curated record. NCBI's taxonomy places the organism in Eukaryota, Metazoa, Chordata, Lepidosauria, Squamata, Lacertidae. Gene Ontology annotation, molecular function: frizzled binding; cytokine activity. Gene Ontology annotation, cellular component: extracellular region.
GGAGAAGGGGCAGGUAGAUGAGCGAGAGCAGCCGAGGGGCGAGAGGGGAGGGGAUUCCGGGCUGCCAAGAACCUUCCUCCUUCUGCCCCGCUUGGGAGGGCCAUGAGGGAGAGGGUGACCUCCAGCCAAACUAGAGAGCAGCCCGGUCAGAGCUUGGCAUGGCUCCAAUGAGCCCCUGUGUGGCCACUUCUCUCUUUGCUGCCUACCUCUGCCUUUGGAGAGGGAUCCUGGGCCAUGACUUCCUAGGCCCAAGGGUGCUGGCUGAACCUGUUCUUACUCCCAACACCAUCUGCAUGACCCUCCCCUGGCUGAGCCGGCGCCAACUUGGGCUCUGCACCCGCAGCCCAGAAGCCAUGGCUUCAGCUCUGCAAGGCGUCCACCUCGCCAUCCACGAAUGCCGGCAUCAGCUGCAAGAGAGGCGGUGGGAUUGCUCGGACUUGAGCAGCAGUGGCACCAUGCUUCUCAACAGCGCUGUUCUGAAGAGAGGCUUCCGGGAAAGCGCCUUUGCCUUCUCGCUGCUGGCAGCUGGGGUGACCCAUGCGGUAGCCACAGCCUGUAGCCUUGGGGAGCUGCAGAGCUGUGGUUGCGCCAGGCAAGGCACCGAGAACCAGAAGCUGAAACUCAGCCAGCUGCAGACCCUGAGCCGCGGCAAGGCCUCCUUGUGGGGGGAGCCUGGCCCCCAGGACACCUGGGAGUGGGGGGGCUGCAGUGCAGACUUUGACUAUGCCCAGAAAUUUGCUCGGCAUUUCUUGGACCCUCGAGGGAAACCGCGCGAUGCUCACGCACGGAUGCAGCUCCACAGUCACCGCAUAGGCAGAAAGGUUGUGUCAGAGCUGAGCCAGCGGAGAUGUAAAUGCCACGGCCCCUCAGGGAGCUGCCAGUUCCGGACCUGCUGGUUGGCAGCACCCGAUUUCCGCCGUGUGGGCUCUCACCUGAGGGAGCGAAUGGACCAUGCCAUACUCUUGCGGCCGCACAACAGCAACUCGGGGGCCUUCCGGCGCCUCCAACGCUCGCGCCUGGCCAAGCACCUCAUCUUCUACGAACCCUCGCCUGACUUUUGCGAGCCUGACCCCAGCCUGGGCUCGCCGGGCACCCAUGGCCGCCCUUGCACCAAGGGCAGCGUGCGGCCCGACAGCUGCAGCAGCCUGUGCUGCGGCCGGGGCCACAAUGUGCUGCAGGAGGUGCAUGCCCAGCGUUGCCACUGCCGCUUCCACUGGUGCUGCCACGUGGAGUGCGAGGAGUGCCCUGCCACAGAAUGGGUGAACGUCUGCAAGUGACGUGGAACGAGGCCCUGUCCUCCCAGAGACCUUGCUACAUGGGGCAUGGCUGCAUGGCGCGGGCCUGGCGCCAUGUGCCAAUGAGCUGCUUUUGAAGGGCACCUCGUUUCAGGGGGCCCGGCACCCCACGAGACUAGGCCUUCCGCGGAACAUGCUUACUGUGGUUCUUCUGCCACAUCCCAAACAUGCCAUGCUUGGGCCUCUCCUAACACCAUGACAGGAAGGAUUUGCUGCAGUGUGGAAACACACAUACAAAUGGAUGGAUCGCAGAUGGAUUUCUAAGCCCAGCAUGGAAGCUGUAGCCUUCCGUCGGCCUGUUUCCCCAUGGUGGUGCCAGACUCUCUGUGCAUAGUGCCUUGUUUUAUGGUGAACUGCUACCCAAGGAUUAUUUGGGGGUUGGUGGCGGCGAGGAAGCAGGCAUGACAUGUUGAAGGCUUUGUGUCCCAGUGUGUUGCUCUUCAAAUACCUGUUGUGGGGGAGACACCUAACAUUAUUGGCCUAAAUCCUGCAUCAGGGCUGAUGCAGGCGAGUGCAAGGGAUGAGUUGUGGGACCCCAGCUGGGCUGCUGGUCGUUUCAGAGCCCCAGUGCAGCCAAUGGAAGGGGCUGGGACACUGAAAGGCUGUGUGUGCAUGGCCAGCUUAACACACAACUAGGUCUCUCAGUUCGGAUUGAAGCUAGUUUGUGGGGGAAUGCAUCAAAAC